Hippocampus zosterae (dwarf seahorse) is the source of this 914-nucleotide messenger RNA. Its product is annotated as synuclein-like. The transcript has 5 exons. Bases 174 to 524 code for a protein of 116 amino acids. Gene Ontology annotation, molecular function: cuprous ion binding. Gene Ontology annotation, biological process: synapse organization; synaptic vesicle endocytosis; chemical synaptic transmission. The record is from RefSeq and is a predicted model, not a curated record. NCBI's taxonomy places the organism in Eukaryota, Metazoa, Chordata, Actinopteri, Syngnathiformes, Syngnathidae. Gene Ontology annotation, cellular component: axon terminus; neuronal cell body; cytoplasm.
GUCGUCCCUCUCGCAUGUUGGCAUCGCCCCGCUCGGCCUCACCUCCUCCCCCCUCCCUCCCCCCUACCGCCCUCCCUCUCCUCCAUUAGCAGGACGAGCAGAGCAGACGAGGACGGGACAGUCGAGGCAGCGCAAGCAGAAGAAAAAGAAGUAGCAGCAGCAGCAGCAGCAUCAUGGACGUUCUGAAGAAGGGCUUCUCCAUCGCCAAGGACGGCGUGGUGGCCGCCGCAGAGAAGACCAAAGCCGGCGUGGAGGAGGCCGCCGCCAAGACCAAGGAGGGGGUCAUGUAUGUCGGAAACAAGACCAUGGAGGGCGUGGUGACCGGCGUCAAUACAGUGUCCCAGAAGACAACCGAGCAGGCCAACAUGGUGGCCGACGCCGCCGUCGCCGGGGCCAACGAGGUCGCCCAGGCCACGGUGGACAGCGUGGAGAACGCCGCCUUAUCCACCGGAUUCGUCACUGUGCAGACCGAUGCUCCAAAAACAGACGAUGGAGGAGAACAGACCCAACAAGCCGCUCAGUAGUGUCAACACUCACUUCCUGUUUGUGCCCGUCCAAUGAGGAGAAAGAAGACCGGUUCCUGCCUUUCCUCGCGUGUUGUCUUCCUGUGCUUUUCGCCCUCUUCCCACACAACUCUCGGCUGAUUGGUCGGGAUGUAGAGUGACGUCACUCUGGCCCAACGUGCCGCCCCAAGCGUCCAAUCACAGGGCUGGAAGUCAGAAACACAUCCGAUGCCUUUUGCCGUGCAUGUAGCUUUGCCGAGAAACGCGCGCGCCUGCGCAUACACACACACACACGCAACCACUAAUGAAUCACUACACUUACCUGCAGUCUGUGUCGCUGUUAUUAACGGAGCUUCAGUGCUAUUUUCUUUUAUAAAACAAUACAAAUGAAAUAAAGGUACCUUUAACAUC